AUGGGCACUGGGGCCCCUGGUUUUGGAGGGGCCAUGGGCACUGGAGCGCCUGGUUUGGGACGGGCCAUAAGCACUGGAGCCACUGGUUUGGGAGGGACCAAAAGCACCAGGGCCCCUGGUUUGGGCAGGGGUAUAAACACCUGGGCCCCUGGUUUGGGAGGGGCCAUGGGCACUGGGGCCCCUGGUGGUCUGCUUGGGCAGAGUGUAAUUCAGCCUAACGCACUGGUGACAGCUCAGCUUGGAGACACCGUGACUCUCCCAUGUUUCUAUCCGGAUAAUGGAGUGCCUACAGUCAGCUGGAUAAAGCAACCACUUGGACAGAAGCCUCAGCCUGUCGCAAAGAUGGUGAACUAUCAAUCAGAUGCUGUGUUUUUGAAUGAGUUUAAAAACAGUACACGUCUCAGAGCUAAGAAAGGAAAGGGAACCUUUAACCUGACUGUCUCACAUGUAGAGCAAUCAGAUUCAGCAACAUACUACUGCACUUUUAUGGUGUUGGAUGAGAUCAGCUUUGGAGAUGGAAGUACGUUAAUGGUGAUGGGGCCAGAGUCCCAGAGCAGGACAGUAGUGCUGCAGCAGCCCGAGUCUGAGUCAGUGCAGCCAGGAGACUCUGUGACUCUGCAGUGUACAGUACACACUGAGACCUGUGCAGGAGAACACAGUGUGCACUGGUUCAGACCGGGCUCAGGAGAGUCCCCUCCAGGAAUCAUUCACACCCAUGGACACAGGAGUGAUGAGUGCCAGAGGAGCUCUGGGACUGUGUCUCCCACACAGAGCUGUGUCUACAACUUCCCCAAGAGGAACCUCAGCCUCUCUGAUGCUGGGACUUACUACUGUGCUGUGGCCACCUGUGGGGAGAUCCUGUUUGGGAACGGGACCAAGCUGGACUUCAAGGCAUCAAGAUGA
Conger conger (European conger) is the source of this 903-nucleotide messenger RNA. RefSeq names its product polymeric immunoglobulin receptor-like. Lineage: Eukaryota; Metazoa; Chordata; Actinopteri; Anguilliformes; Congridae. Bases 1 to 903 code for a protein of 300 amino acids. The transcript is spliced from 4 exons. Gene Ontology annotation, biological process: response to bacterium. The record is from RefSeq and is a predicted model, not a curated record.